AUGGACGACGGCGCGACGAUGACCCAGCAUCUGGACAAGUUCGAUGAUCUCAUUGUUGGUCUCCAGUCUCUGGGUGAGCCGGUUGACGAAGCGCGACAGCUCAUGGUUUUUCUCAGCAGUCUGCCUGCAGAGUACGAGGUCAUCGCGUCGAUCGUGGAGAACGCCAAGGACAUCACGCUAAUUGAGGUGAAGGAGAAGCUGCUCAAGGAGUAUGAGCGACAGGACAAGAAGGGAGCCACGGAAUGCUCUCUUAAGGAUACAACGCAUGGGGUCAAGUCGAAGAUCGUAAGGGUCGACAAGUGCGAAAGGAACAACGGUCGCAAGGAAAACGUCUCGAGAAAGCAAAGUGGGUUCAAAGGCAUUUGCUUCAACUGUGACAAGUUUGGUCACAUGAAGCGGGACUGCCCGGACAUGAAGGGGCCUGGCAAGGAUGACGAGGACGCUGUUUUCGCUGCCGGGGAGAGUCGAUCAUCAGGGUUGGCUAAUCGAUAG
Molecule: messenger RNA, 492 nt
Organism: Peronospora farinosa
Lineage: Eukaryota; Oomycota; Peronosporomycetes; Peronosporales; Peronosporaceae
Source: the annotation of a GenBank genome assembly